CCGAGGCCGAGUGGCGGUGCGGCGAGACCUGGGUGUCCUCCUUCGUGUGAUCCCCGUGUGAUCGGCCUUUGUACCUUUUCCACAUUUGAAGAUGGUGAAGCUGGAUAUUCACACCUUGGCCCAUCACCUUAAGCAGGAACGCUUAUAUGUGAACUCUGAGAAACAGCUCAUUCAGAGGCUCAAUGCAGAUGUCCUUAAGACAGCCGAAAAGUUGUAUCGUACAGCAUGGAUUGCUAAGCAACAGAGAAUUAAUUUGGAUCGGCUUAUCAUAACCAGCGCUGAAGCUUCCCCUGCUGAAUGUUGCCAACAUGCCAAGAUUUUGGAAGAUACACAGUUUGUUGAUGGAUACAAGCAAUUGGGGUUUCAGGAGACUGCUUAUGGAGAAUUCUUGAGUCGAUUAAGGGAAAAUCCUCGUCUUAUUGCCUCCUCGUUGGUUGCUGGGGAGAAACUGAAUCAGGAGAACACACAAGGUGUUAUAUACACAGUUUUUACCUCCCUUUAUGGCAACUGCAUCAUGCAAGAAGAUGAAAGCUACCUCCUUCAGGUUUUGAGAUACUUGAUUGAAUUUGAACUUAAAGAAAGUGACAACCCCAGGCGACUUUUGAGGAGAGGAACCUGUGCCUUCAGCAUCUUAUUUAAACUUUUUUCUGAAGGACUGUUUUCCGCCAAACUUUUCCUCACAGCCACUUUACAUGAGCCGAUCAUGCAGCUGCUUGUUGAAGAUGAAGACCACCUGGAGACGGAUCCAAACAAGCUGAUCGAUAGGUUCUCCCCGUUACAACAGGAAAAGCUCUUCGGAGAGAAAGGCUCAGAGAGAUUCAGGCAAAAGGUUCAAGAGAUGGUGGAUUCCAAUGAGGCCAAACUGGUGGCUCUGGUGAACAAGUUUAUUGGUUAUCUCAAGCAGAACACGUACUGCUUUCCACAUAGUUUGAGGUGGAUUGUGUCACAGAUGUACAAAACCCUCUCCUGUGUGGACAGACUGGAAGUUGGGGAGGUCAGGGCAAUGUGUACUGAUCUCCUCUUGGCCUGCUUCAUUUGUCCUGCAGUUGUCAAUCCAGAACAGUAUGGAAUAAUUUCUGAUGCUCCUAUUAAUGAAGUGGCAAGAUUUAAUCUGAUGCAGGUACGCUUUUUAAUGUGGCAUUCAGUUGAAAGUUGA
Molecule: messenger RNA, 1156 nt
Organism: Enhydra lutris kenyoni (northern sea otter)
Lineage: Eukaryota; Metazoa; Chordata; Mammalia; Carnivora; Mustelidae
Product: GTPase-activating protein and VPS9 domain-containing protein 1-like
Exons: 3
Coding region: 92-1156 (354 amino acids)
Biological process (GO): mitotic actomyosin contractile ring assembly actin filament organization; regulation of GTPase activity; regulation of actin cytoskeleton organization
Cellular component (GO): cytoplasm; mitotic actomyosin contractile ring
Molecular function (GO): GTPase activator activity; actin filament binding; calmodulin binding
Source: RefSeq, a predicted model, not a curated record